AUGACUGAUUCCGAUAAAGUUGGCCUUGGUCUUGAUGAUAUUAUUCGACAAGAUCGUUCAAGUCGACGCGGUCGUGGCGGUGGUAAUCGAGGAUUUCGAGGACGAACUGGUGGUCGUGGUGGUGGUGGUGGUAAUGGAUUUCGAACUCGUGGUGGUGGCGGAAUACCUCGAGCACCAAAUGCACCAGCAAUGGGUCGUUGGAAACAUGACCUAUAUGAAGAUAAUACAGGUGGAAGUCGAGGCGUACAACGAAAUGUUGGUGUGAAUAGUACAACUAAAUUACUCAUUUCCAAUCUUGAUUUUGGUGUAACGACAAAUGAUAUUCAAGAAUUAUUCGAAGAUGUAGGUGCUGUACGUGUAGCACGUGUGCAUUAUGAUGAAUCUGGUCGAUCUUUAGGAACAGCUGAAGUUGUAUUUGAACGUCGUGUUGAUGCAGUUGCUGCUCAACAAAAAUAUAAUACUCUUAAUCUUGAUGGUCGUUCUAUGGACAUAAGAUUAGUUGGCAGUGUUGGUGAUGGAUCCAAACCACAAGUAAAUCGAUUUACUUCAGCUAAUGGAGGCGGCGGCGGCGGUGGUGGUGGUGGUGGUCGUGGUGGUGAUAGAAAUCAACGAUUUGGUAAUCGUAAUAACAACCAACAAAAUGGUUUUCGAGGUAAUCGACAACGUGGUGGUGGUGGUGGCGGCGGUGGUAGACAACAACAAAAUGGUAGUAAUGGAAAAACAGACGUUUCAGCUGAAGAUCUUGAUGCCGAACUUGAUGCUUAUCGUGCUGAAAGUAAACAAAAAAAACAAUAA
Messenger RNA from Adineta steineri, 795 nucleotides. The record is from the annotation of a GenBank genome assembly. NCBI's taxonomy places the organism in Eukaryota, Metazoa, Rotifera, Eurotatoria, Adinetida, Adinetidae.